Messenger RNA from Oppia nitens, 2200 nucleotides. RefSeq names its product angiopoietin-related protein 6-like. The record is from RefSeq and is a predicted model, not a curated record. The transcript has 3 exons. The coding region runs from base 155 to 1936 and encodes 593 amino acids. Lineage: Eukaryota; Metazoa; Arthropoda; Arachnida; Sarcoptiformes; Oppiidae.
UAUAUUGACUACUAAUAAAAUAAAUCAUUAUUUUUUUUGACCUCUAAGAGAAACGGAAGUUAUAUUUUUUUACUUCAAUUUAAAACCAAUUAUUUUUUGAUUACCUGAUCAACCAUUUAAACCAUACAACUAACCAAUCAAUCGACAAAAAGAAAUGGCAAAACUCUGUUACCAUUAUCUGCUAAUAGUUGCGACAAUUGUUACGUCAAUUGAUGGCCAAAAAGGCCGCAAACGUGACAUUAUGGAGGACACCCAGAAAACGGUAAACCAGAUAUGGCAAGCAAUUGAUAAGUUUGACCAGCGAACUACGGUAAUGGAGAUGCGAUUGAUGACUCUGGCCACUAAAGUCGAUAAAAUUGUCGACUCAAUGGACAAUCAUCGACUGGCCAACCAGUUGUUGGUCGAUCGGCUGCAAGCCAUGGAACUGAAGAUGGAUUCAGCCGAGACUACGAUCAACAAUCGGAUCAAUCAUGUGGCCGACAAUGUGAUCAAAGUGGGCAACGAUAGCGAUGCCAAACUACGGAAGCUGAUGAAUGUUGUCUUCGAUACCUAUGAUCUAAGUAAAGACGCUAACGGUUUGCUGAAAGGGGUCAGAUCGAGGUCAGGUACCGUCGGUGGCGGCUAUAUCGGUAACGGUGAUGAUGGCGACGGUGAAGGUUCAGAUCAGAUUGACGAGUUGAAGAAGAAAGUAUUGGAACAGAUGAGUAUUAUGGAGGCCAGGAUCCGGGGCGAUGUGUCCGGUGUCGGCCAAAUCGGUAAAGAUAUAUUGGGAACGUUGGAUACGUUCAAUCAGGAAAUGCUUGAUAUACGGGCCGAGUGUUCAGAUAAAAAACAGGCUAAUCGUCCACAACAACAGCAGCAGAUCAGCGACAAAGUGUUUGAUAGUAUAUAUACUGAUCAACAACAACAACAACAGCAACAACAAUGUGGACCAACCAAUGGCGUCAAUAUGACGGCCAUUAAACACGAAAUGGACGUCCAUUUGGAACAGAUUGGUGUCCGCAUUGAAAACGAAAUGUCUAUCAUCGGCAGCAAACUGGAGGAAUAUGUCAGUCAAUGUACGGCUGCGACGUCGGCAGCGGGUAGUCAUCCAAAUCUGAAGGCCCGAAGUAUUUUGCCGGAUAACACACCGCCGGUGAUUGUCCACAACGCCAGCAGCAGCAGCGGUAAUGUAGAGUUUACCGCCAGUAGUCAACGCAAAACCAUACGACUGGCCAAUCGGCCACUGGGCGCUUCCAGUUGCCAACGAUCGUCACACUUAUUGGCACCGAAAAGCUGCGGUGAACUGUACACUAGUGGCGCCAACUGUGACGGCGUUUAUGUUAUAUCGGUGGCCAACUCGCGACUGUUGCGCGUCUAUUGCGAUAUGAGCGACAACGGCGGCGGUUGGACGGUUAUACUGAGACGCGGCGAUUUUGGCCGAUCGCGCUAUCGGAUCAGUUUCGAGCAAUCGUGGACCGGCUAUCGGGACGGUUUCGGCGAUCGCGAUACCGGCGAAUUUUGGCUGGGCUUGGAAUCUGUCCAUCAGAUGACGGCCGUCGGCAAUCAUCAAUUGCUGGUCGAAUUGGAAUCGUUUGACGGCGACUAUGUAUCCAUAGUAUACGACGGCUUUCGGGUCGGCGGCGAAUCGGACAACUAUCGGCUGCACUUAGGUCAGUCAAUAUCGGCCAACACUACCGUCGGCCAGUCAUUGCUGGCACACAAUGGUUCGCUAUUUUCCACACACGAUCGCAACAACAAUCUGAUCAGUCGGGAUAACUGUGCCCUGAAAUUGCAGGCCGGCUGGUGGUAUCAUAAUUGCCAGAGUGCACUGUUGACUGCACCCUACUAUGGCCGCACUGGGCGCCAGCAUGUCUGGCAGGGCAUACAGUGGCACUCGUGGAAACACUCGCAGCACCUGAAAGCGGCACAAAUGAAAAUUAGACCGAAAUAUUAAAGAGGACGGACGGGUGGGUGUAGUUGUGUGUGUGUGUGUGAGUGUGUGAGUGAGUCGACCCGACCCGAGACCCGAUGCAACCCAAACCCUAAUAUAUAUACAAUAUUUACAAAUUAAUAAAUUAAUUGACGGGUUAUUUCAAUUGUGCCAAAAAAAUAUAAAUCAAUCAAUCAAUCAAUAACUAACAAAACAAUAAAAUAUUAUUGCAUUAUUAUAUAAUAAAAAAUAAUAUUUAUUGUGGAUUCAUAAUAUAAAUUAUAUAUU